UCUGGAUGUCACAGAGGCCUCGGUGUACUCAGGAGUUUGUACAGAGAUCUUCAUAAGAGAGUGUGUGAUCUUCCAGAAACCAGUCUACUGCUUUGUUCAUCUGAGCAUUCAGGAGUUUCUGGCUGCAGUCUACAUGUUCCACUGUCACAACAACAGGAAGACUGAUGUGGUGGACGACUUCCUGGGGAUAGAUUAUAAUGAGUCAUCUCUGAAUGUUUUCCUGAAGAGUGUCAUGUAUAAAUCCCUCCAGAGUGAAAAUGGCCACUUGGACCUGUUUGUUCGCUUCCUUCAUGGCCUCUGUCUGGAGUCCAACCAGAGACUCUUAGGAGGUCUGCUGGGUCAGACAGAGAUUAGUCCAGGAACCAUCCAGAGAAUCAUCAACAAUCUGAAGGAGAUGAACAGAGAUGAAACUUCCCCUGACAAAAACAUCAACAUCUACCACUGUCUGAUGGAGAUGAACGACCUCUCAGUACAUCAGGAGAUCCAAGAGUUCCUGAAGUCAGAGAACAGAUCAGAGAAGAAACUCUCUGAGAUCCAGUGCUCAGCUCUGGCCUUCAUGCUGCAGAUGUCAGAGGAGGUUCUGGAUGAGUUGGACCUGCAGAAGUACAACACAUCAGAGCUGGGACGACUGAGACUGAUUCCAGCUGUGAGGAAUUGCAGAAAGGCUCGAUUGUUUAACUGUGGUUUGUCAGAGAUCAGCUCAGGAAAGACUGUUGUGAGUCAAACUGGUCCAAGAAAGAAGGUGAAGGGAAAGAAGAAGUCUGGAAAUGGGAAAACAAAAACCCUGAUCAUGAAGCUGGUGUGA
This is a messenger RNA of Oreochromis niloticus (Nile tilapia), 805 nucleotides long. RefSeq names its product NLR family CARD domain-containing protein 3-like. The coding region runs from base 134 to 805 and encodes 223 amino acids. NCBI's taxonomy places the organism in Eukaryota, Metazoa, Chordata, Actinopteri, Cichliformes, Cichlidae. The transcript has 3 exons. The record is from RefSeq and is a predicted model, not a curated record.